GUCAGUGGGUGUUCACUUACAUUUACGUUUAUUAAAUUAUAUUGUUAGUUUUAACAAAUGUGUAUAAAAUAUAUAUUUUUUAGUGUAUACUAGUUCUUUUUAAAUAUUGUGUUAAUUUUUAGUAUUCAUUGUUCCCAUCGACUGUGAUAUAUUUUUUAAUUCAACGAGAAUAACGUAAGAAUGCUUAGAGGAAGAGUGCAACAUUUACUUCAUUGCAUACUAUUUAUAUCAUUUAUAUUCUUAUUUUUGGUCUUUGCUGGUGCUAUCAAUUUAGACAACAAAGAGAAGCCUUAUAUCGAUCCUUGGGAGACCUACGGCAUUUAUGGAGCUAUUAUUUUGUACACUUUGAGGCUUCUUACAUUUCUAACAAUACCUCAAGUUUUAUGUAAUUUUGGAGGAUUAACAUUAUUUAAUGCAUUCCCUGGGAAAAUUAAAUUGAAAGGAUCUCCUUUGCUUGCUCCUUUUAUUUGCAUAAGGGUUGUGACUAGAGGUGAUUUCCCUAAGCUUGUAAGGGAUAAUGUCUCCAGAAAUAUGAAUAUGUGUAUAGAUGUGGGUAUGGAGAACUUUAUGAUUGAAGUUGUGACUGAUAAAGCUUUAAACUUGCCUAAACACAGAAGAGUAAGAGAAGUUGUGGUGCCACCCGAGUAUAAAACAAAAACAGGCGCCUUGUUUAAGUCAAGGGCACUUCAGUAUUGUUUGGAAGAUAACGUUAAUAUAUUGGCUGGGACUGACUGGAUUGUACAUUUAGAUGAAGAGACUCUAUUGACGGAUAAUUCUGUUCGUGGUAUAUUAAACUUUGUGCUAGAUGGUCAACAUCAAUUUGGCCAAGGUUUGAUUACUUAUGCAAAUGAGCAUAUUGUGAAUUGGUUAACAACACUUGCGGACAGUUUCCGGGUAGCUGAUGAUAUGGGAAAAUUGAGAUUUCAAUUCUAUUUAUUUCACAAACCACUUUUCAGUUGGAAAGGCUCAUAUGUGGUUACUCAAGUCAGUGCUGAGAAGAAAGUUUCAUUUGAUAAUGGUCUUGAUGGUUCAGUCGCAGAAGAUUGUUACUUUGCCAUGAAAGCGUAUGUGGAAGGAUAUACAUUUAAUUUUGUUGAAGGAGAAAUGUGGGAGAAAUCUCCUUUUACUCUUUGGGAUUUUAUGCAGCAAAGAAAAAGGUGGAUCCAAGGUAUACUAUUAGUCGUUCAUUCUCAAGAAAUACCUGUUUUUAAUAAAAUUUUCUUAGCAAUAUCAUGUUACUCGUGGGUAACACUGCCUUUAUCAACUAGCAAUAUUUUACUUGCAGCCCUUUGUCCUAUACCAUGUCCACAAUUAUUAGAUCUUAUAUGUGGUUUUAUAGGAGCAGUCAAUAUUUACAUGUAUAUAUUUGGUGUUAUUAAAUCAUUUCCAAUUCAUAGAUUUGGCCCUCUUAAAUUUUUUCUGUUUGUUGGAGGAGCGUUAGCUACAAUUCCCUUCAACAUAGUCAUAGAGAAUAUUGCUGUCAUAUGGGGUGUGUUAGGUAAAAAGCACAAAUUUUAUAUUGUAAAUAAAGAGGUAAAGAUACCAGUUACAGUAUGAUUUUUAUAGUAUUUGAUUGUUGGUUUCAUACAGUUAUAAAAAUACAUAGCACAAAUAACUUAAGAUUUGUUUGAUAAUAUAAUGCUUAGAGAUCAAUGCAUGUUGAUAUGAUUAUUUGUUUUUUUAUUUAUAUCAGUGAUUGUAAUUUUUUACACAUGAACAAGUAUUUAGUCACCUGUCCUAUAUUACCAAAGACUUAAAAUUUUGAUUUAGAAGUAAGUUUUAGUUUUGUCAAUUUUCAUUACAUAAUUGAGUUUGUUAUUUAUUUUUAGUCUGUAUAACUUUCGAUUAGAAAUAAAAACUUUUCUUAAUGAACAAUAUAUUUUGUAUUUUUAUAAACAACAUAUUUUUUUAGUAGAUACUGUUGUUAUUGUUGCGUGUUUUAGUAUUAUUUUUAGUUAGUAUUCAGUUUUAAGUUAGUAGAUCUACAGAUGGAAAGACAUUCAUUAUAAUUCAAGUAUACAAAUGCAUCUGAUUAUGAGGAAAUAAUAAGAUAUAAGUUGGCACAAAAACAUGGUAACUACCCAUACUCACAACAGACUGUUAGAGGAGAAUAAUGUAAGAAUUAUAGUGUAGUGUAUUGUUUGUAUGAAUAUUUAUUAUAUAACAUAUAUAAACAUGGGCACACAUUAAGAUUUAUUAAAAUACUUAAAUAACGAAAAUAUUUGUAAGUUAUAUGUCCAUUGUUUUGUUCUACACAAUGUACUUAAAUAUACAACUAAAUUUAUGUAGACUCAGGAUUUUGAGAUUUUAUUAAUUUAGUGAAUUUACCAAUAAUCGAGUAGUUCCAUUGGAAACAUUUUAAUUAAUUGGUUAGUUUCCAGUAAGAUAAAUAAUAUUUGAUUCGAAAAAUUUUAAAAAUAUUUAGUUAUUACUGUUAGUGUAAAAGGUUUUAUGUAAAAAUUAAGUUACAAUUUAAAAUUUCUUCAAUAACUGUCUGUAGACAUUAUAAAUUUUAUGAUUUAGAAGUUAAGUUAAUUAGUUACCAUGGAAAAAGCAGAGGGAAAUAUUGAAUAAUAUAUUAAUAAAACAUAAGGGAAAUAUCAGUUUUUAUGGUUUGUUGUAAAGUAUGCAUAAUUUUACAUACAACCUUUUCCGACUAAGAGUCACAUGUGGAAAGUUAUUAUUAUCAAUUGUAUUAUCAUGAACACAUCAGCCUUGCUUGAAUUUGUAGACACAAUUUAUAUGAUUCCAAUAUAAAACCUGAAGCAUUUUAAUUAAAAAAAAAAUUAAUAAUUUUCGUGUAGCUCAGGUACCGGAAUCCAAUUUGUAAUAAAAAUUAAAACUACUUUAUAAAAAUUCGCGCGAUGCGGACGUUAUGGCUUCGUCUCUACUAUAUUAUUUUAAAAUAUAAUGCGUUGAAUGUAGUUAUGACACAAUUUAUCUAUUUUUAUUGACCAGAAAUUUGUAAAUUUUGAUUUGUUUAAAAUGUUAACCAUUCAAUAUCUAAGUAACAAAACAUUCGAUUUUUGUAAGUUUCAUAUAUAAAACCUGUUUAUGGUAUUUUGUAAAUGAUCUCUAAAAAAAAAAAAAAACAAGCUAAAAAGACAUUGUUGAUUCCUUAAUACCGUUUUGUAAUUACGACCUGAAGGAAUGUUCAAAAUUUAAAUUUAAGUAGCUUAGUUAAAGUAUUACGUUUAGUAUACAUUCUUGUUUUUCAUGUAAAUUAUGAUGUAAAGAAAAUUUUGUGUGAAACGUAAAAUUGUCCUCAGUAUUGUACUUCGUUUACUUAGAUAUAAAAAAUAUCAAUCACUAUUAUCAGUUUAAAAAAUAGCAUUGUUAUUAUCUUCUUAAACAUAUUUGACUAGUCAUAAAUGUAAUUAAGUAUGAUAGUUAUUAAAGUAAUAUUACGUAUGUUUAAUAUAUAAUUGUCAAAUUUUUCGUCGCAUGUAAGGGUCAAAUCGUCGUUUACAAGGUGUCAAUUGGUGCCUUGCGCUCCCUUAGGGACGAUUCACAUAUGCGUCGCAUCGAAUCGCGCGCGUGGUAAAGGAAAUUGAAUUGUCUGCACAAUAUUUAAAGUCCAUUUCUUGAUUCGAUGCGACGCAUUCGAUGUGAAUCGUACCUUAUUAUAACAAUUAACUGCCACAUACUGACACGUCCCCAAUUAAAAGAAUUACACAAUUAUGUGAUUAUAGCAAGCAUUUGAGGAACUGAAUUUGAGUUGGUAUAUUUAGUGAAUUUUAUUUUAUAAUUGGAAAAUAGUAUUAUCAUUGAUAUAUGUGUAGAAUUAGUUUAUCAAAGUUUUUAUAAUUAUCAUACGCGUUUGUCGUUUGACAGUAUCACGAAAAAACUUCAAUUUCAAUUAUGUUAAUAGAUUUAGUGAAUAAAACAAAACAACCUUUAAAUAUUAAAGUGAUUGCGAAUCCCAAGAACGAACAAACCAAAUCUUCCACAUCAAAUUAUUCAUUAUAUCGCAUAUCUAAGUAAUAGUUGUGGUUUACUGGAUUUCCAAUAAUCAUAUUAUUGAUAAGAUAACCCAUUCUCGCAUGCAUGGUUUUAACUGAUAAUUCGCACCUCAUUCUGACGGAUAUACUUAUAUUGAAUAAAAAGUGAUUUCCGAUUGAGUA
Vanessa atalanta (red admiral) is the source of this 4124-nucleotide messenger RNA. Its product is annotated as beta-1,4-mannosyltransferase egh. The transcript has 3 exons. Gene Ontology annotation, molecular function: beta-1,4-mannosyltransferase activity. Gene Ontology annotation, cellular component: cytoplasm. Lineage: Eukaryota; Metazoa; Arthropoda; Insecta; Lepidoptera; Nymphalidae. The record is from RefSeq and is a predicted model, not a curated record. Bases 181 to 1557 code for a protein of 458 amino acids.